Messenger RNA from Pygocentrus nattereri (red-bellied piranha), 7228 nucleotides. It is a transcript of the gene pcm1, whose product is annotated as pericentriolar material 1. Bases 186 to 6329 code for a protein of 2047 amino acids. The transcript is spliced from 39 exons. The record is from RefSeq and is a predicted model, not a curated record. Gene Ontology annotation, biological process: microtubule anchoring at centrosome; protein localization to centrosome; intraciliary transport involved in cilium assembly. Gene Ontology annotation, cellular component: centrosome; ciliary basal body; centriole. NCBI's taxonomy places the organism in Eukaryota, Metazoa, Chordata, Actinopteri, Characiformes, Serrasalmidae.
CUUGCGCGGCUAUGUUGGGGAAGAUGGCGGCUGCACGGCAGCUAUAAAGCUUGUUAUUGACACAAUUUGUGGAAUAUUUCCAGCUCAGCCAACUUUAUUGUGCAGGUAUUCUUUCGGGGAUGCCCCGGAGUCCACACCGUACAACCGGACAAUACAGACAACAUCCAAGGUACUGACUGGUUAAGAUGGCGACUGGCGGAGCUCCGUUUGAUGACUGUGCGGACGAGCAGGAGCUGCACAGCUGGACCAUCGCCAACGGCAGUCUGGACGACAGGCUCAAUAACAUGGAUUGGGGCGUGCAGCAGAAGAAGCCUAACCGCUCCUCUGAGAAGAACAGGAAGAAGCUCUCCACCAUGUCCGAGAGCCGGCUGACCAACGACAUCUCUCCGGAGUCGACGCCAGGGGCGGGCCGCAGACGGGCCAGAACGCCCCACUCCUUCCCACACGUGAAAUACACUACACAGAUGUCCGUGCCCGACCAGGCCGAGCUGGACCGGCUGCGCCAGCGGAUAAACUUCACUGACCUGGAUGAGAGGAGCAUCGGCAGCGACUCUCAGGGCCGAGUCACUGCAGCGAACAACCAGAGGCAGCUGUCGUCUGAGACCAAGAAACCCUUUAAUUUAUCACUACACGUCAACACUAACAAGAGCAAGGAGCCCCCUGCCGCUGUGCCCACCACGCCGGGGGGUAAGGAGCCGAAGAAGCAAAGUCCGGGGAAGGGUCUGUUUGUCCCGAUGCCCACCGUGCAGGUUAAGGAGCCGUGUGGGCUGGACCGAAACUCCGGGACCACCGUGGAAGACCGGAGAGGAGAGCCAGUUAUCGACAGCAGCCAGGUGGUUAGCAAGCUGGUGCAAAUCCGCGAGUACAUCAGCAAGGCCAGCUCCAUGAGAGACGACCUGCUGGAGAAGAACGACGUUCCAGCCAACGUCGAGCGGCUCUCUCACCUAAUCACCCACCUGAAGGAGCAGGAGAAGUCCUACCUGCGCUUCCUGCAGAAGAUGCUGGCGAGAGAUAAUGAGGAAGAUGAUGAGGAGGAUGAAGGUGCCACGGUGGACUCGGCGGUGGGCUCGGGCUCGAUGGCCGAGAGCACGUCUCUGAACUUAGAGCCGCGUUCCGAAGCCUCAGACGCCACCGGCUGUGGGAUGCGAGGGGAGCAGAAGGAGGAGCUGGAGAACCUGCGGAAGCAGCACGACCUCCUUCAGAAGAUGCUGCAGCAGCAGGAGCAGCUGCGGGCGCUGCAGGGCCGUCAGGCCGCUCUGCUCGCCAUGCAGCACAGCGCCGAGCACGCCAUCGCUGCUAUGGACGACACCGUCGUGACAGAAACUACGGGAAGCGUGUCCGGCAUCAGCAUCACUUCAGAACUUAACGAGGAGCUCAAUGACCUGAUCCGACGCUUCCACAACCAACUGCAUGACUCCCAGGCGGUCCCUGAUAACAGGCGUCAGGCUGAGAGUCUCUCUCUCUCCAGAGAGGUGUGCCGCUCUCGCACUACCCACAGUCCUCGGGGACAGCUGCCACCCGCCGCCGCCGCGUCCUCUGCUAGUGCCAAGCUCACUAAACUGCAGGAGCUCCAGGACAAGAAGCAGACAAUGGACAAGAUCCUACAGGAGCUCCAUUCACUCCGAGACCAGACGCUCAACAACAGCUCCUGCCGUAGCGUGUCUCAGCGAGCCGUGUGUGCCGGAGUAUCGGAGCGUCCGUCAGUGUUGGGGCGCGAAGGGAACAGCGCCGGUGCAGCGCGACAGGAGUCGUCCUCUUACGAUGAUGACGGCCAUCCAGCUGAAAAACUCAGGAAGCUCAAGGAGGUGCACAAGAGGCUGAACGAGCUGAGAGAGCUGGUUCAGUACUACGAGCAAACCUCCGACAUGAUGGUGGACGCAGUCAAUGAGAAUGUAAACGACGAUGAGGAGGAAGCAACGGAGGAUGGGUCCCUUUUUGAAGCGAUGUUUGACUCUGAGCAAGAGAACAGAGAGCCGGUCACUACCAUCAGGAACCCAGCCCAGCCGCAGGCUGCAGGUAACUGGAUGGACAUGAACACUCUGACCAACGCCUGCAGCAGCUCCAACAACAGAGACGGACGUCUCAACUCUGACUGUGAAAUUAACAACCGCUCUGCUACGAACCUGCGCAGCCUCAACAUCCCUUCUGCUAUUGAGUGUCAGUAUAACAGAGACGGCCCUUACAACGGCGCAAAGAACGGGAACGGUGACGGAGACGAGGGCGAGGAGGAUGAUGGCGUCGAGGAGGAAGUCGGCGCGAGGCGAAGGAGAGACAGUUCGGGUUCAGGCUCGAGCCGCAGGAGCAGCAUCGGCGAGGACGCGGAGUUCGCUCAGAAGGUCCACCGCCUCCAAACGGCCAAGCAGAAACUCCGACAGCUCCAGGAACUCGUCGCCAUGGUGCAGAGUGAUGAUACAGAUGGUACUGCGGCCAAUGAGGAUGAAGGCUUGCACCAGCAGCCCAAUAACACCAGAGAAACGGCACCCAAAGCCAAAAGAGAGCUUUCUCUCUCGGACAAGGCCAGGGAGAAGCUUUAUGAGGAGAAGCUGAGGCAGCAGCAGCAGGAGCUGAAGCAGCUUCAUGAAGAGAGACAGAGACUGAUGGAGAUUCAGGGAAAAAUACAGGACCUGCAGUGGGCCUGCCCUGAUUUACAGUCGUCGAUCUCCAGCAGCACCAGCGGCGCGGUGAUGAAGAAGCUCCCGGCUGCAGCCUCCACUCCGGCUCCUGCACCUGUAACGGCUGCUUCUGCUGCCAAGAGCAAUGCGGCGGUCCUCAAACCCACGACCGAGCCUGCCCCAGUGGCGGUCACUGACAAUGAGCUGUGGUCAGAGAUGCGCAGGCACCAGGUGCUGAGGGAGGAGCUGAGGCAGCGGAGAAAGCACCUGGAGAGUCUAAUGGCGGAGCAGCAGAGGAGGAGUGCGCUCAGUGACUCCCCCUACAGGAGCGACAAGCACACUACACGCAAUUACAGCCGCGACGAGAGGACCAUGGCAACAUGGGGUGGCUCCACACAGUGCCCCCUGGGUGAGGAAGAUGACGAAGACUUCAUGUCUGAGCCUGGGGCAGAGGAAGAGGAGGAGAAUGAGGAAGACGAGGGAGAAGAAACCAGCUCCAGUGAUGAUCUUCACUCAUACUCCAACAGAAAACAGCACAGCUCCAGCAACAGGAAGAACAGUGAUGGCGUGAAGGUUGUUGACGAGCUGUCAGGCCGUCCCUCCCCCCGCCACCCUCGGCCGCAGCACCGUCAGCAGAGCGAGAGGGAGAGGGCUUGUCCCAGAUCCGGAACAAGGAGACAGGAGAACCUGCGCUGGGCCGCCGAUCUCUCCGCUUCCGAGGGCACAGCACACACUCACUGGCAGGAGCAGGUCACACAGCUGCAGAAACAGCUGGACUUCAGCACGACCAUGUGCCAGACGCUGCUGCAGGACCAACAGACCCUAUCAUGCAUGCUGCAGUCAGUGUUGACGGGGCCGUACAACGUGCUGCCGAGCAACCUGGCCUCCCCGCAGGUUCCUCUCAUCAUGCAUCAGCUCAACCAGUGCUACACACAACUCGCCUGGCAACAAAACAAUGUCAACAGGCUGAAGCAAGUUCUCAGUGAGCUUCUCCGGCAGCAGCAGCAGCAGCAGCAGUCGUCAGGGCAACAGCAACAGCCGUCGUUGUCAGGGCAACAGCAGCAUCAGACUGUAGCUCAGGAUUCUGUGUCUUCAUCACUGUUUUUCCCUUUUCCUCCUGUCAACCCACUCGGCAUGUCUGGAAUUGCCAACUUCUCCCAGAUGUCUACUGGUUUCAACCUCUCUUCACUGUUCCCAUCAGCGGGGCCAGAGGUCCAGCAGAUGUCCGGCGUUCAAGCCAGUCCUGAUCAGCAGCAUCCCGACAUGUCCCUGAAAACAGAGUACAUGAGCUUCCCUCCACCGCUGCAGAGGACUCCACUCAACAACGCUGACAAACGCUCUCAGUGUGAGCCUCAUGGCACCAGCUGGUUAAACUCCUCCCUAAACAGGUCAUGCGACCAGCGUGCUGCCGUCCCCACUGACCACGGUCAGUCUCAGCUGGACUCUCCCACGUUGUCUCCGGCUCCCCUCGCCCCCAACUAUGCACCAGAGUCGCAGGACUCUCUGAGCAGCCUGCCGGACCGGGCUGACCCCACCACAGUGACCAAAACAUUCAGACUGGGACGAAAGGCCUCUGCUCAGGCCAGACUGGCCUCCAGAGACAAAACCCCCAAGAGCCGCCGUAGGAGGGGCAAGGGCCACAAAAACACGGUUGGUUUGGAGUCCGACAGCGCAUCAAGUGCCACGGAGUUUGGCCCAGAGAGGGAACGGGAGCGUUCGUCUCAGCCGAAACCGCGGGAUACGAACCAGAGCCUCCUGGACAAACUCACCCAGGAAAAGCUGGACAGCAAAACCAAGAACAGCAAACACAACGACGUCUCUUCAGACGCCAGCAGUGAUUUCUCCCUGUUUGAGGCUCUGAGAGAGACCAUCUAUUCUGAGGUGGCCACGCUGAUCUCCCAGAACGAGUCUCGUCCUCACUUCCUCAUCGAGCUCUUCCAUGAGCUGCAGCUGCUCAAUACCGACUACCUGCGCCAGAGGGCGCUGUACUCACUGCAGGAUAUCGUGACCAGGCACCUGACGGAGAAGAGUGUUGCGGAGGAACGGGGGUCGUCACUCGGCCCAGCAGUGUGGGCCACAGGGUCACAGUCUGAACUCACUCCCAGCGAGAGCCUGGCCACUACUGAUAACGACGUGUCCGAGAAGGAUGUGAGCGUGAACGUUGGGAAGAGCACUCAAAAUGGAGAUUCGGUGGAUAACGAGAGCCUGAUGUCCACGUCCUCCAACCUGGAGCCGUUCGCCAGCGAUGAUCUGGGCAACACAGUAAUUCACUUAGAUAAGGCUCUGGCCCGUAUGCGGGAGUUUGAGCGCAUGAAGCUAAAGGCGGAGUCUGCUGUCCCUAACGCUGAGCUUUCUAGUGCUGCUGCUGCUGCUGCUGCUGAUUCGGCUUUUACUGAAGGUCAGUCCUCCACGGACGUGCGCUGUCCUCAGAUCGACACGCAGCAGCUGGACAGACAGAUCAAGGCCAUCAUGACUGAAGUCAUCCCCUUCCUGAAGGAGCACAUGGGGGAGUUGUGUUCUCCACAGCUGCUGACGUCGGUGAGGCGCAUGGUGCUGACGCUGACUCAGCAAAACGACGACAGCAAAGAGUUCAUGCGCUUCUUUCACCGACAGCUCGGAGGCAUCUUACAGGACUCUCUGAGUAAGUUUGUUGGCCGCACGCUGCAGGACUGCGGUGAAGACCUGCUGGUGGAAAUCUCCGAGAUCCUCUUUAACGAGUUGGCCUUCUUCAGGCUCAUGCAGGACAUUGACCAGAACACACACCGGCCCAAGAGACGCAGCGACCCCACACCAUCAAAACACACUCCCACCACCACUGAGGUGAAGAAGUCUGGAGAAGCAGAAAAGACCUUUUCGCCAUCAUAUUUCGACGAGGAUAAAGACCGGGAUGAGACCGAGCAGGGAGGAACGCCCCACAGCACUGAAGGAGAAAGGGAGCAAACGGAAGAGAAAGACAAACACAGCAGCGAAGCUUCAGAAGGGGAGGAGGAGGAGGAGGAAGAGGACGAGGAUGAAGGAGAAGGGCUGCCCCUCUCCAUUAGCCUGUCGAAAGCAGAGACGCAGGCGUUGAAUAACUACGGCAGUGGGGAGGAUGAGAACGAACUGGAGGAAGUGGAGGAGUUUGAGGCCGGACCUGUGGAAGUGCAGACCUCACUGCAGGCCUCAGACUGCGCAACAGAACAGACACAGUGCAGUGAAGAUUUACCAAACGGAGCCGUUCAGGAGUCCAGAUCGGACCAGGAGAGUACAGAAAGCAACGAGGUUAAAAGCACUAAAUCGGAGUCCAUAGAGGUGGUGGACUCUCCGGAGGAGGAGCGGGAGGCAGGAGCUGCAGAAAUGGAGAGGAAGGAAGAUUCUGCUGCCCCCGCUGCCCCCCCAGGUCCAGAAGCCCCUUUAGCACAGGAGAGUGCUCAGGGGUUUGCGUCUGCCACUGCCAGCCCUCAGACAGACUCUCCUGUUAUGGUCAAUGCUGAUGAGGUUGGAUCCGGAAACGCGAGUCAGAAAUCGGACGAGGAGGAUUUCGUGAAGGUUGAAGACCUCCCUCUUCAGCUGUCCGUGAUGUGUGAGGAGGAGCUGCGUAAGAGGAUCACGGCCGAACAGAGGAACAAUAACCUCUCUGCAGAGAUUCUGAACGGGGCUACGGAUGGAAUGACUGGACUUGUGGGCAACGCACACGCUCUCAAAGAGCCAGAAACCAUCGGAGCCCAGAGCGCCUGAAAACGGCCUUUUUAACAGCUCGUCCUCGCGGUGACACUACAGAAGGAUCAUCUUCACUCUUAUCCAAUGUGAUUUGACUCUUCACCACUUCAUCUUGGAGCAUAAGUUCAGCCGAAGCCUUGCCGACGUAGAGCGCUGUUGCGUUUCAGUGGCGUUUAUCCAAGCUUAUUUUACCGGCUCACAGGUCAAGGCUCUGUAAGUCUUAGCUGAUUUUACGUUGAAUGUUUUAGAGCGGUUCUAGACCUUCUAUGAAAAGGGGGAGUGAUUUUUACUCUGUGUUGCUCUUAUUUUCCUCUUCUCUUAAAGCCAAGCCUCACACUGGAAACGUUUUUACCGUCGCGGCGGCUCCUGUUACGAAACCUGAAGUUCGUUUUUUUUUUUUUUUUCUUUCUUUCUCUCCCUCUACGUUUCGUCCUUCCUUGGCAUGUUUUAUUUUUGUUUUCUUUUAACUCUGUGCCUGACUAAACGGCCCACAGCCUCCUAAAUAUGCACUUUUGACCCUGGAAAAAAAAAACAGGUUAUAAACAUGAAGGCUUAAGGUCAGCUGGAUGUUCAAGACCCUGGAAUCAAAUUGAGGGCCGUUGUUUUUUUUUCUGGUCGUCUCUCAAAUUGGCUGAACGUGACCGUGAACAGAGAGCUGGUUUUGGAGGGGAAACGUGAGCAACGAUCUGCGCUUCUUUCUCCUCCGUGUCCCAUGUGGGUGAAGUUUCGGCCUUAAUGCGCUCUUUACUGUGUGUGUUCGCUCUACAUUCUUACCGUUUCCUCUUUCUUUUCCCUUCUUUUUAAGUCUUUCUCAGUGCUUUGGGUUCUCUCGCCCCGUUCAGUUGUUUUUCUUGGAUGUUAAUGACAAGGUUUUAAGAAAAUUAAUAAAAUGUUAAUUUUUACCUUUUCCCUCUGAA